AUUCGAGCUUUACAAAUGAAAGCUGAAGACUAUGAUGUUGUUAAGGUGAUUGGAAGAGGUGCUUUUGGAGAAGUACAGUUGGUUCGCCAUAAAACGUCACAGAAGGUUUAUGCAAUGAAGCUUCUUAGUAAAUUUGAAAUGAUAAAAAGAUCGGAUUCAGCCUUUUUCUGGGAAGAAAGAGAUAUCAUGGCCUUUGCCAACAGUCCCUGGGUGGUUCAACUCUUUUGUGCCUUUCAAGAUGACCGAUACUUGUACAUGGUAAUGGAAUAUAUGCCAGGUGGAGAUCUUGUAAACCUUAUGAGCAAUUAUGAUGUGCCUGAAAAAUGGGCCAAAUUUUACACAGCUGAAGUUGUCCUUGCUUUGGAUGCAAUUCACUCCAUGGGCUUGAUACACAGAGAUGUGAAGCCUGACAAUAUGCUUUUGGAUAAACAUGGGCAUCUGAAGUUGGCAGAUUUUGGCACCUGUAUGAAAAUGGAUGAAACUGGUAUGGUGCGCUGUGAUACAGCUGUUGGAACACCUGACUACAUAUCGCCUGAAGUCUUGAAGUCACAAGGAGGUGAUGGCUGCUAUGGACGGGAGUGUGAUUGGUGGUCUGUAGGAGUUUUUCUCUUUGAGAUGCUUGUUGGAGACACUCCAUUUUAUGCAGACUCCUUGGUAGGAACGUAUAGUAAAAUCAUGGAUCACAAGAAUUCAUUAAGUUUCCCAGAUGAUGUGGAAAUCUCUAAGCAUGCAAAGAACCUCAUCUGUGACUUUUUAACUGACAGGGAGGUGCGACUUGGGAGAAAUGGGGUAGAAGAAAUUAAACAGCACCCUUUCUUUAAGAGCGAUCAAUGGAACUGGGAUAACAUUCGAGAGACUGCUGCUCCUGUUGUACCUGAGCUUAGCAGUGACAUAGACAGCAGUAAUUUUGAUGACGUUGAGGAUGACAAAGGAGAUGUGGAAACCUUUCCAAUCCCCAAAGCCUUUGUGGGAAACCAGCUGCCUUUUAUAGGAUUUACCUACUAUCGAGAGAAUCUGUUGCUAAGUGACUCUCCUCAGUCUUGUAGAGAAAAUGAAUCCAUGCAAUCCAGGAAAAAUGAGGACAGCAAAGAGUUUGCACAGUUUCAGAAAAAACUGAGCAAGUUAGAAGAACAACUCAGUAAUGAAAUACAAGCCAAAGAUGAACUAGAACAGAAGUGCAGGUCUGUUAAUGCUCGUUUAGAGAAGACCGUGAAAGAACUAGAUGAAGAGGUAACAUCAAGGAAGAAUGUAGAAUCUGCAUUAAGGCAAUUAGAAAGAGAGAAGGCUCUUCUUCAGCACAAGAAUGCAGAAUACCAGCGGAAAGCAGAACAUGAAGCAGAUAAAAAACGCAAUUUGGAAAAUGAUGUUAACAGUUUGAAAGACCAGCUUGAAGAUUUAAAAAGGAGAAAUCAGAACUCUCAGAUAUCAAAUGAGAAAAUCAAUCAGCUACAAAGACAGCUGGAUGAAGCCAAUGCUUUAUUACGCACAGAGUCUGAUACUGCAGCCAGGUUAAGGAAGAACCAGACCGAAAGUACAAAGCAAAUCCAGCAGUUGGAAGCUAAUAAUCGAGAAUUGCAAGAUAAAAACUGCAUGCUGGAAAAUGCUAAACUCAAACUUGAGAAGGACUUCAUCAAUCUUCAGUCAGCCCUAGAAUCUGAAAGAAGAGAUCGAAGUCAUGGGUCAGAGAUUAUCAGCGAUCUACAAGGUCGAAUAUCUAGCCUAGAAGAAGAAGUAAAAAGUGGAAAGAGUACAUUAGCCAAAGCAGAAGUGGAGAAGAGACAAUUACAAGAGAGGUUCACAGAUUUGGAAAAGGAGAAGAGCAACAUGGAAAUAGACAUGACAUACAAACUCAAGGUUAUGCAGCAGAACUUGGAACAAGAAGAAGCUGAACAUAAAGCCACAAAAGCACGAUUAGCAGACAAAAAUAAAAUCUAUGAAUCUAUUGAGGAAGCCAAGUCUGAAGCCAUGAAAGAAAUGGAAAAGAAGUUGUUGGAGGAGAGAGCUUCAAAGCAAAAAGUAGAAAAUGGCUUGUUAGAAAUUGAAAAGCGGUGUUCUAUGUUGGACUGUGAUCUCAAACAGUCGCAACAGAAAAUAAAUGAGCUGCUUAAACAAAAGGAUAAACUAAAUGAAGAUGUUAAAAACUUGACAUUAAAAAUAGAACAGGAAACACAAAAGCGCUGCCUCACGCAGAAUGACCUGAAGAUGCAAACACAACAAGUCAACACAUUGAAAAUGUCAGAGAAACAGCUAAAACAAGAGAAUAACCAUCUCCUGGAAAUCAAACUGAGCUUGGAAAAGCAAAAUAAUGAACUCCGCAAAGAACGUCAGGAUGCAGAUGGACAAAUGAAAGAGCUUCAAGACCAGCUUGAAGCUGAACAAUAUUUCUCAACUUUGUACAAGACCCAAGUUCGUGAGCUUAAAGAGGAAUGUGAAGAAAAGACCAAACUUUGUAAAGAAAUGCAGCAAAAGAUACAGGAGUUACAAGAUGAGAGAGACUCCUUGGCUGCACAACUUGAGAUAACUUUGACAAAAGCUGAUUCAGAGCAACUUGCUCGCUCCAUUGCUGAAGAACAGUACUCUGAUUUGGAAAAAGAGAAGAUAAUGAAAGAAUUGGAGAUUAAAGAGAUGAUGGCUAGGCAUAAGCAAGAACUUACUGAGAAAGAUGCUACCAUAGGAUCUCUGGAGGAAGCCAAUAGGACACUAACUAGUGAUGUGGCUAAUCUUGCUAAUGAGAAAGAAGAACUGAAUAAUAAACUGAAAGAAGUCCAAGAACAAAUUGCAAGGCUAAAAGAGGAAGAAACAAAUACAACAAUUAUUAAAACUCAGUUUGAGAAGCAGUUGUUGAAUGAGAGAACACUGAAAACUCAGGCAGUAAACAAGUUGGCUGAGAUCAUGAAUCGGAAGGAUCCAGUCAAACGUGGAGCUGACACUGAUGUGCGGAGGAAAGAAAAGGAGAAUAGGAAACUGCAUAUGGAACUGAAAUCUGAACGUGAAAAGUUAACCCAGAUGAUGAUUAAAUAUCAGAAGGAGAUCAAUGAAAUGCAGGCACAAAUAGCAGAGGAGAGCCAGAUACGAAUCGAACUGCAGAUGACACUUGACAGCAAGGAUAGCGACAUUGAACAACUUCGCUCACAGCUCCAGUCUAUACAUAUUGGCCUAGACUGCAGCAGCAUAGGCAGUGGACCUGGGGAUGCUGAGGCAGAUGAUGGAUUCCCUGUCCAUAUCACUCAAUCCCACACUAUGGAGUCCAUGUCUCUUACCUACCAGCAUUCUUCUACCUCUGUCAGUAUUGCCACUAAGCCUUCCAGUUCUCACGUGCUUCUCGACUCUGAUUCUGACUCAGAGGAAGAACCAUUGUCUUGUGUACACAUCCCUUCAGAACCUGAUAGCACAGAAUCGAGAUUAGAGGGUUGGUUAUCACUACCUGUCCGAAAUAACACUAAGAAAUUUGGGUGGGUGAAAAAGUAUGUAAUUGUAAGCAGUAAGAAGAUUCUGUUCUAUGAUAGCGAACAAGAUAAAGAACAUUCUAACCCCUACAUGGUGUUAGAUAUUGACAAAUUGUUCCAUGUCCGGCCAGUCACACAGACCGAUGUGUACAGAGCAGAUUCCAAAGAGAUUCCUAGGAUAUUCCAGAUUCUGUAUGCCAAUGAAGGAGAAAGCAAGAAGGAACCAGAAUUUCCUGUGGAGCCUAUGGGGGAGAAAUCAAAUUACAUUUGCCACAAGGGACAUGAAUUUAUACCAACUCUGUAUCAUUUUCCAACCAACUGUGAGGCUUGUAUGAAGCCACUGUGGCACAUGUUUAAACCCCCUCCUGCUCUGGAGUGCCGCCGCUGCCAUAUCAAAUGUCACAAAGAUCACAUGGAUAAAAAGGAAGAGAUUAUAGCACCUUGCAAAGUAUAUUAUGAUAUUUCAACUGCAAAGAAUCUACUACUGUUAGCUAAUUCUACAGAGGAUCAACAGAAAUGGGUGAGCCGAUUGGUGAAAAAAAUUCCAAAAAAGCCUCCAGUACCCGACCCCUUUGCUCGAUCUUCUCCUAGAACUUCCAUGAAGGUACAGCCAAAUCAGUCUAUGAGACGGCCAAGCCGACAGCUUCCUCCAAACAAACCAAGGUAA
This is a messenger RNA of Emys orbicularis (European pond turtle), 4113 nucleotides long. It is a transcript of the gene ROCK2, whose product is annotated as Rho associated coiled-coil containing protein kinase 2. The transcript has 31 exons. Gene Ontology annotation, biological process: actomyosin structure organization; regulation of cell junction assembly; embryonic morphogenesis. Gene Ontology annotation, molecular function: Rho-dependent protein serine/threonine kinase activity; ATP binding; small GTPase binding. NCBI's taxonomy places the organism in Eukaryota, Metazoa, Chordata, Testudines, Emydidae. The record is from RefSeq and is a predicted model, not a curated record. Gene Ontology annotation, cellular component: centrosome; cytoplasm; cytoskeleton. Bases 16 to 4113 code for a protein of 1365 amino acids.